AUGGAGGACGACAAGAAGAUUUAUGGUGACGACCACACCGCCGGUGUCCACGCAGCUGGGGACAUCGAGUAUGGACAGCGCCAGGAGGAGUUCUACGAUCCCUCGCUGGAGAGCAAGUGGACACGUUUGGGUUUGAACAUUGAGAGUUUCAAGCGGGCUCCCGGUACCACCAAGGGUCUGGUUGUUCACGGUGGCGGCGCUCCUGAGCUCGUCGGUCAUGACAACCCUCUCCUCCAGCAGAAGAUGAAGCCGCGCCAUUUGCAGAUGAUCGCGGUUGGAGGUUCUAUAGGUACCGGUCUCUUCGUCGGUUCCGGUGGUGCUCUCGCUCGCGGUGGUCCCCUCGGUAUCCUGAUUGCUUGGGUUCUCAUGGGUAUCAUGUUGAUCAACGUCUGCCAGGCUCUCGGUGAAAUGGCUAUCGUCUUCCCUGUCUCUGGCGGUUUCUACACCUUGGCUUCCCGAAUGAUGGACCCUUCUUUUGCCUUUGCCAUGGGAUGGAACUAUGUGCUCCAAUGGGCCGUCGUACUUCCUCUUGAAAUUACCGUCGCCGGAACAACCGUACAAUACUGGACCAACGUUGUGCCCCUCGGGGCCUGGAUCACUCUCUUCUUCCUCCUCAUCAUCUUCUUCUCCAUCCUCGGCACGCUCGGUUACGCUGAAGAAGAGUUCUGGUCAUCCUGCCUGAAACUCACCGUCGUCGUCAUCUUCGUCUUCAUGGGCAUCAUCUGCAUCUGCGGCGGUGGACCCAAGAGCGGCGAGUACGGCACCUACGUUGGCGGGCGGUACUGGAGCAACCCCGGUCUUUUCGCGAAUGGCUUCAAGGGUGUCUGCUCCGUCUUUGUGACUGCUGCCUUCUCCUUCGCUGGUACUGAGCUCGUCGGUCUUGCCGCUACCGAGACUCCCAACCCGCGCAAGUCCAUGCCGGCCGCCGUAAAGGGCACCUUCUGGCGGAUUACCAUCAUCUACAUCACUUCCCUCCUCAUCAUCGGUCUUGCCGUCCCCUACAACGACCCCCGUCUGGCUCAAGGCUCAGGCGCCGGUCGCUCCCCCUUCGUCAUCCUUGUGGACAAGGCCGGUAUCCCCGUCUUCAACCACAUCGUCAACGCCACCAUCUGUAUCUCCGUCCUCUCUAUCGGUCUCUCCUGCGUCUACGCUGGCUCCCGUACCCUUACCGCUCUUGCCGAAACCGGUUACGCUCCCAAAUUCUUCACAUACGUGGACAAGUCCGGCCGCCCCCUCUACUCCGUCCUCUUCAUCCUUGCCUUCGGCCCGAUCGCCUACGUCAACCUCGCGGAUGUCGGAGGUGCCGUCUUCGACUGGCUUCUUGCCCUCUCCGGUCUCUCCACCCUCUUCACCUGGUUGGCCAUCUGCAUUACCCACAUUCGGUUCCGCCAGGCCUGGAAGGUUCAGGGCCACUCGGUGGAGGAGCUCCCCUUCACCGCUGCCGGCGGCAUGUGGGGUUCCGUCUGCGGUGCGGUUCUUCUUGUCCUCGUCCUGAUCGCCCAAUUCUACAUUGCCGUCUGGCCCCUUGGCGAAGCUCCCACCGGUACCGCCGCUGCCGAGGCCUUCUUCAUCUCGUACCUCGCCGCACCCAUCAUCCUCGGCUUCUGGGUCGCCGGGUACUUGUGGAAGCGGACUCUUCCCAAGCGCGCCUCGGAGAUCGACCUGGACACCGGACGCAAGUCUUGGUUGACCGUCGAGGAGAUGAGGGCUUACCGGGCUGAGAGGGCAAGUGCGCCCAUGUACCUGCGGGUCUACAGGUUCCUUUUCGGCGCCAAGUAG
This is a messenger RNA of Dioszegia hungarica, 1779 nucleotides long. Its product is annotated as APC amino acid permease. The transcript is spliced from 7 exons. Gene Ontology annotation, molecular function: amino acid transmembrane transporter activity. Gene Ontology annotation, biological process: amino acid transmembrane transport. Gene Ontology annotation, cellular component: membrane. The record is from RefSeq and is a predicted model, not a curated record. The coding region runs from base 1 to 1779 and encodes 592 amino acids. Lineage: Eukaryota; Fungi; Basidiomycota; Tremellomycetes; Tremellales; Bulleribasidiaceae.